Molecule: messenger RNA, 3529 nt
Organism: Biomphalaria glabrata
Lineage: Eukaryota; Metazoa; Mollusca; Gastropoda; Planorbidae
Exons: 21
Coding region: 125-2503 (792 amino acids)
Source: RefSeq, a predicted model, not a curated record
GUCCGAUUGAUUAUAUACAUCUUUCACUAGAGGUGCACUAAUGGUUGUUAAAUGCGGAAAUAGAAGUCAUGCUAGAUGUAAAGGGAGAUUGCUGUUGUGUUGAGAAACAUCGAACUUCAAAAGUAUGAGAAGGAUUGACUUGACGUUAUUACCUAUCCUAUGCUGUGUAUUUGUCUAUUGUUAUCCCGUUCAGAGCAAAGAGGCUGCUUCCACUACUGCUGGUCGGUUAUUCUACUUAGCAACUCCAAGUCUUGGUCUCCCAUCUCUCGACAAAGAAACGAAAGUAAUUGUAUCAUUUCUCACUCCUGAGGAUGGCGUGAUGAUAUCGAUUACGAAACAAGGAGUGGAUCUAAAACAACAGAUUACUUUGACCGCCAUGACAGAUUAUCUGUAUAACGUGGACACCGAGUACAUUGAACGAGAUGGAGAAGUUACUUAUGAAUGGGCACUACGACUUUUCUCGGACAAUGGCUACUUCUGUGUGACUGUGUCAAUCUCCUUCAACAGAGAAUCGACAGAUACUGUACAGCUUCUCCCAGUAGCAGGAUGGGGCAGACAAUAUUACACUGUCCACUUGAGAGACACAUUUUCCAUCCAGAUUGUUGUCGACAAAGGUCCUGUGAACUUGACAGUCACCUUCAGAUUUACGUCCAUGGAAACUUCGUUACGUUACAAAGACAUUUACAUUUACAACGGGGACGAGAAACAGUUUCUUGUUCAGGCGCAAGGCGCCCUUGAGAUUUCUACAUGCAGACGAUCAUUUGGUAAAUCUGAAGACGCUACAGGGACACGUAUUGUCGGUACUGCCAAUUUUGGAGUUCUCUCCUUUAGUUGUCAUGGUGUCACAAACUCUAGCUCUUGUUCACGUUCAGACUACGUCAUUCGAGGACUGGUAGCGGAGAUGCUGCUCCCCCAAGAGUGUUACGGAACAGAGUUUAUCGUAGUUCCAGGUGUACUCCAGCUGGAGCAGGGCUUUAUCAUAGUGAUAGCUUCAGAGGCCAACACAGACGUGAAACUGAUUUACUCCAAAGAAGAGUUGGUGAUGCUUAGCCGAGCCGGAAUGUCGAUCACGAUAGACUUGUUGCAAGAAGUUUACUUGCUCCGCUCCUCACUUCCAGUCCAGGUGGUCUACAUUCAGCGCUCAACUUGCUCGGACAAAUCUGAAGGUUCUAACGUGGGUCCAAGCAUGGGUCUUUUAAUACCUACCAAUCUUUUUUACUGGCUCUACCUGUUUAGUGUACCAAGUGCUUUCAAUGUGUCCAACUUUUUGGUUGUCAUUGUAGAACUGCCCAGUCUGCAUUUCAUCCAACUUGAUAAUCAAAUGUUCAGCAAUGAUUUUAGUCUAAAGAGAGCCCCAAACAAUUCUAUUUGGCAUAUUGGAUAUAUGUCCAUUGACUCAGGCGCCCAUAAACUUGUCUCCACGCAGCCGAGUCCUUUUGGAAGUUACUUAUACAGCACCUCCUAUCUACAUCCUGUGGGAUAUAUAGCGGCUCACGUGAAUACGGAAUGUGAAGCGACAAUAAUGACCAUGACACUAUCAGACAAGAAAGACAACGACUGUGACAGGUUUGUGGAUGAGGAAGUAAUGAACGAAAAAGACGACGAUGGAGACGGUCGGAUCGAUGAAGACACCAAAGCGGUCAAUGUUCUUCCGUCCAAACUGUAUGAAGUCUAUUGGUAUACUGAUCAAGGCCAAUGGACUAUUUGGGAACAGUGGCAGUGUACGCUCGACUGUAAAAACUCUAAUUUCUUUCGUAAACGGUUUUGCCAAAACAGUUCUGCAGACGACAAAGAAGUCUUUUGUUUAGGAGAAAAAGAAGCGUACAAGUCAGGAGAUUGCUAUGUGGCUAGUUCAUGCCCAGAAUCGUGUCCCGACUAUCAAUGGGCUAUUAACUGUAAAAACAGCUGCAGCAAUUGUGUUGACCCUUGCAACAAAUUUACAGGGCGAUGCGUCAAGUGUAAAGAAGGAUUUAAAAAUACAGACUUAGGAUGUGACAAAGAAUGUGACAGUGGUGAGUUUGGUAUCGGCUGCAUGGGAAAUUGUAACGAAAAGUGUGGCACUGACUGUAUAGAUAGAAAAGAAGGCAAAUGUCCAAACUUUGCGAGUAGUAUUGGUAAUUCUGAGAUGGGUGAUUCUUCUGUCUACGGCUAUGUGAUCGGUGUUCUUGUAGUUCUCCUUCUAAUUGCUGCCUGUUACUGUGCCUACUUAAAAAAGAAAAGACCCGUAUAUGUGGUGACUAAGCCUAUCAAUGCAAGACCAUCCUGGGAUGCGUACAUGAUGAUUCCGAAGGCAGACUUUGAAACUUCCAGCAGGAGGUCUACAGCUGAAGAACAGAAGGAGAAAAGCUCGGACAAGUCUAGCGACUUUCAGAAGGAGCUUUUAAAAAACGGAGGGAAUCAAGUUUUUGUGGACGACGGGGGCAGCAGUACCGACCAUCCUGAUACUAUUAAAAUCUUCUCAGUUGAUACUUCCAAACAAUCAGAAUCGACCAGUUCGAAUUAAUUAACUUCUCGACCUAUCGUCCAUUUAUGUAUCGUCUGUUAUCAUGGGAUGUAGAAGGGGAAACUUUUUGGUGUCUGUGUGACCAAUAGGGGAGAUUUGUAGCCACAUACUGGUUACGUAUGAUGUUAAUCCUCACUGAUCAAGUCAGUGAUAUUUUUUGUACACUCCCGUUCCCCUAAUAUUAUUCAGAUCCAGAUGCUACUCGCUACUGUCCAAUAGAUAUAGUUAGUAAUACAGAGAUAUGAGUAGGCAAUCAAGAAAUCAUUAUUUAGGCUUAGCAAGACACAGGCAAUGUCUGGACCAAAGGCAUGACAUAAUUACAACAACAGUGUGUAUCCUUUCUUAGGUCCAAACCCAAUAAGGUCACUUUGGUACGCACUCUUUCUUAUGGUCUAAUCUCAGUAAGGUGACUUUAGUGUUUCUUAACUCACUCUUGCUUAGGUUCAAUCUAAAUUACGUCACUUUAGUGAUUUUUCGCUUGUCUUAGGGUCCAAUCUCAACAAGGCCACUUUGGUUAUUCUUAACUCAAUAUUUCUUAGGUCCAAUCCUACUAAAGUCACAUUGGUGAUUCUUCAUUUCUUGUUCUUAUGGUCCCAUCUCAAUAAGGACACUCUGGUGAUUCUUAACUCACUUGUUCUUAGGAUCUAAUCUCAAUAAGGCCACCUUAGUGAGUCUUAACGUACUCUUUCUUAGGGUUCAAUCUCAAUAAGAUCACUCUAGUGAUUGUUAAAUCACUAGUUCUUGGUCCAAUCUCAAUUUUACCUUACUUGUACUUAUAUUGAGCCUUAACAAGUGUUAAACCAUGCACUUAAAUUUUGGAUUUCAUGAACACUAACAUUAGUAUUGUUCAAUGAUUUCAAUAAUCAAAAUUCCGAGGUAUUUCUUCAGUUCUAACUACCAGCUUCGUCUUUCAGGGAGACCAUUGCUAAGAAUUAUAUUUUUCUUAUUCCUAUAUUUUAUUUAAACUGUAUCUUUAAAUAGAAUGCCUGUGAUAAAAUGCAUUGAUAAAAAAAAUAAUCAUUUGUG